AUGGCAUCUCGUUCGCUUGUGAUCAUCAGUCGCCGAGGAGCGAGCCGGCUUACGACUCCACUCAGUGCCGCUCGUGUCACCCCGACUCUUCAGCAAAGCGUUCGCGGUGUGUCGACCACUUCAGACCAAAAGGCGCUCCACACAACAACCACCGUCUCCGCCGAAGCACAGAAGGCUCCAGCUCGCGCAACCGCCAGCAACUCGAAGGGACGCAUUGUGGCUGUCAUUGGUGCCGUCGUCGACGUGCAAUUCGAUGAGAACCUUCCACCAAUCUUGAACGGACUCGAAGUCACCGGGCGCAAGCCACGUCUCAUCCUUGAGGUCUCCCAACACUUGGGAAACAAUGUCGUGCGAUGCAUUGCUAUGGACGGAACUGAAGGACUUGUGCGAGGCCAGGAAGUCGUCGACACCGGAAGUGCGAUCAAGAUCCCAGUUGGACCAGAAACGCUUGGAAGAAUCAUGAACGUCAUCGGAGAGCCCAUCGAUGAAUGUGGACCAAUCGGAGCAAAGCAUUUCGCCGCCAUUCACGCCGAGGCUCCAGAAUUCGUGGACAUGUCCGUCGAGCAAGAAAUCCUCGUCACUGGAAUUAAGGUCGUCGACUUGCUUGCCCCAUACGCCAAGGGAGGAAAGAUUGGACUCUUCGGAGGUGCUGGUGUCGGAAAGACUGUGCUUAUCAUGGAGUUGAUCAACAACAUCGCCAAGGCUCACGGAGGUUACUCUGUGUUCGCCGGAGUCGGUGAGCGAACCCGUGAAGGAAACGAUCUCUACCAUGAAAUGAUUGCUGGAGGUGUCAUUGAUCUCAAGGGAACCAACUCAAAAGUGUCGCUUGUCUUCGGUCAGAUGAACGAGCCCCCAGGCGCCCGUGCCCGUGUGUGCUUGACUGGAUUGACAGUGGCCGAGUAUUUCCGUGAUCAAGAGGGACAAGAUGUGCUUCUCUUCAUCGACAACAUUUUCCGUUUCACUCAAGCCGGUUCUGAAGUGUCUGCUCUUCUCGGACGUAUCCCAUCUGCUGUCGGUUACCAACCAACCCUUGCCACUGACAUGGGUCAAAUGCAGGAGCGAAUCACUACCACCAAGAAGGGAUCCAUCACUUCCGUGCAAGCCAUCUACGUGCCCGCUGACGAUCUCACGGAUCCAGCUCCAGCCACCACCUUCGCUCACUUGGACGCCACCACUGUGUUGUCUCGUGGCAUUGCUGAAUUGGCCAUCUACCCUGCUGUGGAUCCACUGGAUUCGACUUCUCGUAUCAUGGACCCCAACGUCGUCGGACAGAAACACUACGAUAUUGCCCGUGGAGUGCAGAAGAUCCUUCAAGACUACAAAUCACUCCAGGACAUCAUUGCCAUUCUCGGUAUGGACGAGUUGUCUGAGGAUGACAAGUUGACUGUGUCUCGAGCCCGAAAAAUCCAACGUUUCCUCUCUCAACCAUUCCAAGUCGCCGAGGUUUUCACUGGACACAUUGGAAAGUUCGUCAGCUUAGAGGAGACCAUCCGCGGAUUCCAAAUGAUCUUGAAAGGAGAGCUCGACCACCUUCCAGAAGUUGCCUUCUACAUGCAAGGAGGAAUCGACGAUGUGUUCAAGAAGGCUGAUGAGCUCGCCAAGACCCAUGCUGCU
This is a messenger RNA of Mesorhabditis belari, 1614 nucleotides long. The record is from the annotation of a GenBank genome assembly. NCBI's taxonomy places the organism in Eukaryota, Metazoa, Nematoda, Chromadorea, Rhabditida, Rhabditidae.